GUUGGAAUGAAUUAAGAUGUUUUAAAGCAGAUUCGACAGCAUUUCCCAAUUAUAGACAAUAUAUUGUUCAGGAAUAUUCUAUCUCAAUAGAAAGAUUAGAACCUAUUGAUAGCAUUAGUUUAUAUUUUGAAGAGAGUAAGGGAAAUAGUGGGCCAUAUGGAAGACGUCACAAAGUUUGCGUUGUCAUUAUGGGAAAAGGAAGAGAUCCAGAUUUCAAAAGAACGUAUUAAUAACGUGUUUAUCACAAUAGUGCAUGACGAGAUAAUAUUGAAUUUGGUUGAAUCGAAAUUUUAUUACUAAGCUCUUUUGGCAAAUAAGAACAGCCAAUUUUUGAGUAAUAUUGGAGUUAAACAUUAGAUAAAAACAAGAUAUAUAUGGAAGUCUAAGAAUUGUCAGAACAAAGUAAGAAAGUGAAUGAUAUUUUGAUCCAAAAUUUUAGUGCAUAGAGACCCUAUCAAUUGUUUGUCGAAGAGCAACAGGAAUUGCAAUCUAAGAAAACUGCUUAGACUCCAAAAAUACCAUAAGUAUAAAAGGGAUAGAAACUAUGCUCACUGACCUUGAAUAUUUAGGAUCGAGAUCAAUUGGAUAAGUUAUAUAGAAAUAAUAAGCAGUAUCUGCAACAGUUGGGUAUUAAGAUGGAAUACCCUAAAAAUACUACAGCCACACAAACAGAAUAAGUUGAUGGAUUGAUACCUCUGAGUAGCAAAAAGAAUAAGAAUCAAUAAAAGGAUUAAAGCAAGGAAAUGAAAUUCUAUGAAUAUCAAUUGGAAAUGGGUCAAUGCACUCAGUAUUUGCCUACUUAUGAUACAGUGGAAUAACUAACUUAAGACAUCAAAUUGUUUGUUUCUGAAAUCGAUUAAUACAAUAAAAAAAAUAAGAAUGCAUUCUAAAAACUUAUAGAUGAAAUUUCAGCUGUUGUAAGUGCCACUUAUGCUGGAGCUCAAAUUGAUGUCUAUGGUUCGUAUGCAACAGAAUUAUGUUUACCACACUCAGACAUUGAUCUGGUGAUUAAAAUAUCCAAUCAACAUGAGAAGUUCGUGACUGACAUUUUACAAAGAAUUGAAGUUGAAUUGAAGAAAUGCAAAUUUAUUGAGGAAACUAAAUGUGUUACAUAAUCGACCACUCCAGUGCUCAGAGCAAAAUGCAAUAAGUAAUAUAUGAAUAAAAGACUUGAUAUCUCUAUCCAAGAAACUAAACAUAAUGGUUUGCAAUGUGUUUAAUUGAUUCGUAAGUAUAUCAAAAAUUACGAACCCCUCAAACCGUUGACACUUAUUAUGAAGCAAUUUCUUCAUAAGAGUGAUCUCUCUGAUACCUAUAGUGGAGGCUUAAGCUCUUAUGGAUUGAUAUUGAUGAUCGUGUCGUUUCUAUAAAGCUAUCAAAAUCAGGAUAAGAGUUGGCCAACAAUAGGUACGUUACUUAUUGAAUUCCUGAAUGUCUAUGGUUGUGAAUUAGAUUACGCAGGAAAAACCAUCUGUCCUGAUCAACCUGAAGUUUUUGAGUAGGAAACUACUAUAAUAUUUGACCCUCACAAUUUUGCUUAUUGCCAAUAACAAAGCCUUGUCAUCAUUGACCCACUCAACCCAUAAAAUAAUGUUGGACGUCCAUCUUAUAAUGUUGCCAAGCUCAAAGUAAAUCGUCUUUCUCAUCUUAAUUUAGCUUGCAUUCACUGUGGCUUUUUCUAAGUUGCUUACUUUUGAUUCUUCUACUCAAUAAUACCCACUUAAGUUCUUUUUCAAUUCCGCUCAAAAUAUUCAAUGUUCCCUUCAUUCUGUGCUUGUCAAUCAAUAUAAAGCCUAUGCAGAUCAAAUUAUGUUUGGUACAUCUACACGCUAUUGA
Messenger RNA from Paramecium octaurelia, 1836 nucleotides. Lineage: Eukaryota; Ciliophora; Oligohymenophorea; Peniculida; Parameciidae. The record is from the annotation of a GenBank genome assembly.